GAGAGAGAGAGAGAGAGAGAGAGAGAGAGAGAGAGAGUCAGCGUGUGUCAGUCAUGAUGGGUUAGCCUGCUCUGACCCUGUCUCAGUUCUCUGGCAUCGCUAAGGACCAACCCCAAGUCCUGGACAGACAAGAAGAAGACAAAGAACGAAGGAAUCUUGGAGCAACAGAGAGGAGGAGAGAGGGGGAACGAGAAGACAGAGAGAGCGAGAGAGGAGGAUGAGUGUGUACACUCUGAACCUGCGGGUGUUCUGGCCUCUGUUAACCUGUGUGUUGACAGGUCUGGUUCUCCACCACCACAUCACCCACUGGCUAAGCUCAGAAUCAGGCCCAGAAUCAGGCCCCGAUCCUGGGUAUGAGGUUGGGACAGAGCCCUGCUCUGACCAGGGCCCUCCGGUCUUGCUCUCACUCAUCAAACUACUACUGGCCUGUAUCCUCUGCUACCUCUUCAUAAGGUACUGCUCCACCCACCCAGGGGGGGCCCAGAGGGUGCCUCUCGAGGCCGCUGACGGAGCUCUGAAAUCGGGUCGUCGGGAGGUCCUGGAGGACUACUACGAGCGCUGGGUGCGUCUGUCUCCUCACGUCCUGGGGCACAGCAAGGCCCACGUGGCCAAACUGGUCGGGGAGCUGGUCAGAGCCGGACGUGCCACUGGAGGCAUCCCAGAGUCCUCUCUGGCGUUCCGGGGAGACUUCCUGCAGGUGGGCAGUUCAUACGAGGAGCACAAGGUGGGAGCUCCAGACUACUAUGACAUCCUGGUACCUCUUAAGGUUCCCCGAGAACUGAGACUGGAGCCACGAGUACACAGGGGUGAGAGGAGAGAGAAUGGGAGAAAGUCAGAGAAGGGGAACAGGAUGAGGGUAAGAAGCAGUAAAGUGAAGGAUGUCCCAAAGGAUGACAGCAAGGUGGAGGAGAAGAUGGAGGUCAACGAAGAAGGGAAGGAAGACUUGAAGGAGGAGGUGAAGGAAGAGAUGAAAGGGGAAUGCUCAGAGGACGGUGGGUGGAGCGGCGUGCCGCGGUGCAGCCUAGAGAUGCCUCGUCGUAGUGACUGGGUUCGAAAACACCGCAACUUCACUGACACGUUUUUACGGCUGCACCCUUCUCAGGGGACGCCCGAAAGGUCAUUGAGGUCAUCGUCAGGGGUCACGGCGGGGUCAGGAGGAGGAGGAGGGGGCGGAGUCUAUCGCCUGACCCCGGACUCCGUCCUCCGUUGGUUCUACCCGGCGGUCCAGCGUUGCCUAGCGACCGUACGCUACCCUUUCGAGCAGCGGUGUACGCUGAGUCUGACGCUCGCCGACGACCGUGUGCAGCUCCGCCUCACACCGCGCUCCGACUACGUCUGCUGUCACAUCUCCAUGGCAAUACGGCUCCUCCCCGCCAUCCCCCUAGGAGACGGGGUCUACCUGGUUCCCAUGGAAACGACGGCCUCAGUGGAGAUGACUAAUACAGACCAGCACCAGGACCCACAGAACCAGGAGAAGGACCUGUGGACUAUUUUCUUCCCCCGCCAGGAGCAGCGUCUGCUGGGCUGGCUCCGUGGCCGCUCUCCCCAGCCCUCCUGCCACCUCAAGGUGCUCCAGCUGACCAAGGCCCUGCGUGACCUGGGUGGCCAGGCCCUGGACAGUAACCAGGGGGCGCUCUGGAGGUCAGUCCUCUCCUCCUACACGCUGAAGACGGCCUGGCUGCGUCUGCUACUCAGCUCUCCUGCAGAGGCCUGGGAGGAACGCCAUCUGGUGGCCAGAAUGGAGGAGCUGGUCCGCAGCCUGAGGGAGAGCCUCCAGAACCGGGUUCUGGAUCACCUCUUCCUGGGGAGCGACAGCGGCUCCAUCCUGCCUGACUCUGUGGCUCUACCUAAGUUGGUCAAGGAGGCGGUGGGAGCUCCACUGGGGGGUCCAGUGGAGGGUUCGGGGAGACGUUUGGGGGGUUCGGCAGGGAACCUCUGGGCAGGUGUGGACCCGGCCUCAUUGGACCUAGUGUCGGGCCGGUUGGCGUAUGCCUGGAGCCAUCUCCACCGGCUGAUCAGGCUUGGCCGACCCCAGAGGAGUAGCUUGGGGCUGGGCAGGGCAGCCAACGUAAACUGCCUGCAUCUGCAACCUGGAGAAUAACCAACUUUCCUGGAAACAAAUGAAAAGGAUUACGGUUCUAAAGGUGAAACAGGGGUUGACAGACAGAUACAUAGACAGACGGGAUGGAUGAGACAUCGGACUACAUGCACAUCCGAAGGUUGUAAAGGAGCUGCUGGUGUAGAAUCCAAAAAAGUCUAUAACAGUGAUGGGACAUUCUCCGAGCCAUCACCCUUAAUCCAGUCAUAUGAAUGGAAAUCAUAGGGAAUGUUUGAAUUUGUAAUUUAUGAAUUUGUAAUUUAUGAAUUGGUAAUUCAUACAUUUGUGAUUUUUCCCUGGUACCUAAUGAAUUAGGUUCCAUUCAUAACCAGAGUGAUUGGAUGUCUGAUUCCCUAUUACGAUGCCCUAUUACGUAUUUAGUGCACUACAUUGGACCAGAGUCCCAUAGGGCUGUGGUUCAAAGUAGUGCACUAGGCAAUAGGGUGCCAUUUGGGAUGCUUUCUUUGCUGUUUGUAUUAUCAGUUCAGGGACAGACAGUGUAACGGCAGGGUAAAGUCCCAGUUCAGGG
This is a messenger RNA of Coregonus clupeaformis (lake whitefish), 2627 nucleotides long. RefSeq names its product inositol 1,4,5-trisphosphate receptor-interacting protein-like 2. The coding region runs from base 218 to 2101 and encodes 627 amino acids. The transcript has 6 exons. Lineage: Eukaryota; Metazoa; Chordata; Actinopteri; Salmoniformes; Salmonidae. The record is from RefSeq and is a predicted model, not a curated record.